Messenger RNA from Dermacentor silvarum, 1227 nucleotides. Its product is annotated as phospholipid-transporting ATPase ABCA3-like. NCBI's taxonomy places the organism in Eukaryota, Metazoa, Arthropoda, Arachnida, Ixodida, Ixodidae. The coding region runs from base 1 to 1227 and encodes 408 amino acids. Gene Ontology annotation, molecular function: ABC-type transporter activity; ATP hydrolysis activity; ATP binding. Gene Ontology annotation, biological process: lipid transport; transmembrane transport. Gene Ontology annotation, cellular component: intracellular membrane-bounded organelle; membrane. The transcript has 5 exons. The record is from RefSeq and is a predicted model, not a curated record.
AUGAGCUACGUGACGUCGGGCUACUUGCCAGCGGGAGACAUCUUCUCAGGCAAGGAAGUCAAAGCGGACGAAGACGUCGAAGAGCACAAGAAGCUGGUCGCAUCUCUUUGCGAGAAGCGGGACUUCACCGCCCACUCGCUCGUCGCCUGGAACCUGCACAAGCGCUUCGACGCGCUGCACGUCGUUCGGGGCAUGUACGUGGCACUCGUGCCCUCCGAGUGCUUCGGUUUGCUGGGCGUGAACGGCGCGGGAAAGACCACCACGUUCCAAAUGCUUGCAGCGCUGGAAAACGUCACGUACGGCGAGGCCUACACGGCUACGGCAUCGCUGAGUGGAAACAAACGCAGGUGGCAGUCUCAGAUCAGCUACUGUUUCCAGUCGGGAGGGCUACUGGACAAGCUCAACGCUUACGAGUACCUGUACCUGAUCGGACGACUGCGGGGAUUUAGUGACAGCUCCCUCAAGCCCAUGGUUGAUAGCAUUAUCAACGUUGUUGACCUGGCAGAACACGCGUACAAGGAGAGCGGUGUGUACAGCGGCGGUAACCGGCGCAAGCUGUCCAUAGGUACAGCUCUACUCGGCCUGCAGCCGUUGAUUUUCCUGGACGAGCCAUACGCUGGUGUCGACAUUGUGUCGCGGAACAGAAUCUUUCGUGCGAUCGCUCUCAUUAAGAAGCGCUCCAAGAGCACAUUCAUGCUCACCUCGCACAAUAUGGAUGAAUGCGAGUUCUCCUGUGACCGGCUCACCAUCAUGGUCGAUGGACAGAUGAUGUGCCUAGGCACACUACAGCACUUGCGCGAGAAGUUCGGCCGAGGCUACCACAUGGAGUUCAUGCUCAAGCACACGGCGAAGGCUGAUGCACCCAGGCUCGCAAGUGCCGUACAACAGCUGUUUCCCACCGUACGGCUCACGGAUGCACAUGAGAACGUGCUGUCCUAUCACUUGGUGGAGCGCAUUCCCUGGAGCGAACUCUUCACCAAGAUGGUUCAACUGGACACGCAGUUUCCGCUAGAGCACGCUCUGGUUGGAGAGAAUACGCUGGAACAGAUCUUCCUGGCGUUCGCCAAGGCCCAAGAGCGGCGCGGCGUUCCGAUGAGCUACGUCUUCCAGGGAGCCAGAGUUCCCGCUGUCCCACAAGCGCAACAACUUGGCGCACAGGCUUAUCCGCAAGCUAUACCAGGUCUACAAGCCGGACCACCUGCCGGCUCAGCUGCCAGCGCUCGGUGA